Messenger RNA from Haliaeetus leucocephalus (bald eagle), 813 nucleotides. It is a transcript of the gene CALB2, whose product is annotated as calbindin 2. The record is from RefSeq and is a predicted model, not a curated record. The transcript has 11 exons. Gene Ontology annotation, molecular function: calcium ion binding. Gene Ontology annotation, cellular component: terminal bouton; synapse; dendrite. The coding region runs from base 1 to 813 and encodes 270 amino acids. Gene Ontology annotation, biological process: regulation of presynaptic cytosolic calcium ion concentration; regulation of long-term synaptic potentiation. NCBI's taxonomy places the organism in Eukaryota, Metazoa, Chordata, Aves, Accipitriformes, Accipitridae.
AUGGCCGGCCCGCAGCAGGCCCCGCACCUCCACCUGGCCGAGCUCACCGCCUCUCAGUUCCUCGACGUCUGGCGACAUUUCGACGCGGACGGAAAUGGCUACAUCGAAGGCAAAGAGCUGGAAAACUUCUUCCAGGAGCUGGAAAGUGCGAGGAAGGGGGCGGGUCCGGACUCCAAGAACGACGACUUGGGUGACAAGAUGAAGGAGUUCAUGCAUAAGUACGACAAAAAUGCAGAUGGCAAAAUUGAGAUGGCGGAGCUGGCCCAGAUCCUGCCCACGGAAGAGAAUUUCCUGCUGUGUUUCCGCCAGCAUGUGGGCUCCAGCUCGGAGUUCAUGGAGGCUUGGCGCAGGUACGACACGGACCGCAGUGGCUACAUCGAAGCCAACGAGCUCAAGGGCUUCUUGUCGGACCUGCUGAAGAAGGCAAACCGGCCCUAUGAUGAGCCCAAGCUGCAAGAGUACACGCAGACCAUCCUGCGGAUGUUCGACAUGAACGGUGAUGGGAAGCUGGGCCUCUCGGAGAUGUCCCGACUUUUACCCGUGCAAGAAAAUUUCCUUCUGAAGUUCCAGGGGAUGAAGCUGUCCUCGGAGGAGUUCAACGCCAUCUUCGCCUUCUAUGACAAGGAUGGAAGUGGCUUCAUUGACGAGAAUGAGCUGGACGCGCUUUUGAAAGACCUGUACGAGAAGAAUAAGAAAGAGAUGAACAUCCAGCAGCUCACCAACUACAGGAAGAGCAUCAUGAACCUCUCUGAUGGGGGCAAACUCUACCGCAAGGAACUGGAGAUCGUGCUCUGCAAUGAGCCCCCCAUGUAG